AUGGAUGAGAUAAAAGGCAAAGACAGAGUGAUUUUGGCUUUGGAAAAAGAUCUUGGUGUCCAGGCAGGCCAUGCACAAAAGCUGCUGCUUCAGAAAGAAGCUUUGGAUGAACAGCUUGUCCAAGUAAAGGAGGCAGAACGGUACCAUGGUAGCCCCAAGAAGGAACUUCCUGCUGGAAUAGGGGACAUCACUGAAAUGAUGGGAAGCCCGGAACAGCAUAUGGAUGAACGAGACAUACGGAGAUUUCAACUAAAAAUCGCUGAACUGAAUGCUGUAAUACGGAAGCUAGAAGACAGAAAUACCCUUUUAGCAGAUGAAAGAAAUGAACUGCUGAAACGUUCUCGGGAGACCGAAGGUCAGCUGAAGCCCCUUGUAGAGAAAAACAAGAGGAUGACCAAAAAGAAUGAGGACAUGUUGCAGUGUAUCCAGAGGAUGGAAGAAAAAAUUAAAAAUCUCACAAGGGAAAAUGCAGAAAUGAAAGAAAAGUUAUCCACACAGCCAACUUUGAAGAGACACACUUCCUUGAACGAUCUCAGUAGCACACGAGAGGAACAAGAAAUGGAAUUCCUGAGACUGCAAGUCAUAGAGCAGCAGCAUGUUAUUGAUGAUCUCACAGUGGAACGAGAACGAUUGUUACGCCCAAAAAAACCGAAAAGGAAAAGUCUGAAACCUCCAAAGGUGAGAGUCUGGCAGGGCCAGCGCAACCCAUUAGGCGACCUAGGCGGUUGCCUAGGGCGCUAACA
Messenger RNA from Chrysemys picta bellii (western painted turtle), 743 nucleotides. The record is from RefSeq and is a predicted model, not a curated record. NCBI's taxonomy places the organism in Eukaryota, Metazoa, Chordata, Testudines, Emydidae.